This is a messenger RNA of Dendrobium catenatum, 929 nucleotides long. RefSeq names its product cytochrome c oxidase subunit 6b-1. The transcript is spliced from 5 exons. The record is from RefSeq and is a predicted model, not a curated record. Bases 113 to 751 code for a protein of 212 amino acids. Gene Ontology annotation, cellular component: respiratory chain complex IV; mitochondrion. Lineage: Eukaryota; Viridiplantae; Streptophyta; Magnoliopsida; Asparagales; Orchidaceae.
UUUCUACUCGAGAAAUUUUGCUGCACUAUAAAUAGGCGCAUUCAUCGGGUCUGGUCUUUUCUGGACCGCCGUCUACGAGCUGUAGUCCGUGAGGCGAGAGCAGCUGCCUGCGAUGGCAGAAACGGAGCAGAAGAAGAAGAUCACUGGCCUAUCCGAGGAAUGGUUACUCGUAGAGAAAUAUGAGCAGGAUGAUCGUAGCAACACUUCCGAACAAGCAACUGGGGAAAGCGUUGCAGAGAAAAUUGAUCAAACCGCAGUUACAGAGGAAAACGCCCCUAAUACAGGAGAGGAAGAAAAAACCCCUGAGCUGGAGGCAACACUAACAAAAGAGGAAGAAAAACAAGAAGUGAAGGAAGAUAGCGUUACCCCUGAACAGAACGCCGAACCAUCACAGGAAGUAGAAGAAAAGAGUGAACCCGUGGAGACUGCCUCUGCUGCAGAGGAGAACAGUGCAAACCCUAUCCCAGAGACAGAUCAAGCGCAAGAAGUAGAAGAAAAUGAAGAGGCCAAAGAAGAAACUCCAAUAAUCAAGCUUGAGACUGCCCCAGCUGAUUUCCGGUUCCCAACAACAAACCAAACAAGGCAUUGCUUUACCCGCUACAUUGAAUAUCAUAGGUGUAUAGAGGCUAAAGGUGAAGGUGCACCAGAGUGUCAGAAAUUUGCAAAAUAUUACAGAUCUCUUUGCCCGGGUGAAUGGAUUGAACGAUGGAAUGAGCAGAGGGAGAAUGGCACCUUUCCUGGCCCUCUGUAGAAUCUGCUAGUCAUUUACUGUACCACUCCUAACUAUCUUCUUGAAUUUGGUUUUUGAAUAUUUUAAUCUAUGAGAUCAAAUAUUGCAAGGAUUAUAUUUAUGUUGAGGAAUUUUUGUACGAAUAAAAAAUUUGGUUGAAUCGGUCCGAAUGAAAUGCCGAAACACAUUUUUUUAGCAA